This is a messenger RNA of Callorhinus ursinus (northern fur seal), 1710 nucleotides long. Its product is annotated as interferon-gamma-inducible GTPase 10-like. Gene Ontology annotation, cellular component: endoplasmic reticulum membrane. The record is from RefSeq and is a predicted model, not a curated record. Gene Ontology annotation, molecular function: GTPase activity; GTP binding. Gene Ontology annotation, biological process: autophagosome assembly; cellular response to interferon-beta; innate immune response. NCBI's taxonomy places the organism in Eukaryota, Metazoa, Chordata, Mammalia, Carnivora, Otariidae.
CUCUACUGCUCCAGCCAUGGGGUCCUCCUCUUCCACAUCCUCUAAUAGAAAGGGUUGCGAUUUGGCCUCCAGCUUUGACAACUUUUUUAAGAACUUCAAGGUGGAAAGCAAAAUCCUCUCUCAGGAAACCGUCACAUUGAUUCAAUCAUGCCUGAAGGAGGGGGACCUUCAGAGAGCAGUUUCUGCAAUUAGUGAUGCAUUGAGAGACAUUGACAAUGCCACACUGAGCAUUGCUGUGACUGGGGAGUCUGGGACAGGGAAGUCCAGCUUCAUCAAUGCCUUGCGGGGUUUGGAGCAUGAAGAAGAAGGGGCUGCCCCCACUGGGGAACUGGAAACAACUUUUGAGAGAACCAAAUAUGAACACAAGAAGUUUCCCAAUGUGACAUUAUGGGACCUGCCAGGCAUAGGGACCACUAACUUUCAGCCUCAGAAGUAUCUGGAGAAAAUGAAAUUUGGUGAGUAUGACUUCUUUAUUAUCAUCUCUUCUACACGCUUCAAAAGCAAUGAUGCACAUCUAGCAAAGGCAAUUAGAAAAAUGAACAAGAAUUUCUACUUUGUCCGAUCUAAAGUGGACAGUGAUUUAUAUAAUCUAAAAAGGAGUAAACCCAACACAUUCAAUAAGGAUGAAAUCCUGCAAAGGAUCCGCAAUGACUGUGUGACUCAGUUGCAGAAUGCCAAAGUGAGAGACCCUCAGGUCUUCUUAGUCUCCAACCUCGAGUUGUCUGACUAUGAUUUCCAAAGCCUGGAGACCACCCUUCUGAGGGACCUCCCAGCCCACAAGCGCCACAUCUUCAUGCAAUACCUGCCAAAUAUUACUGAGGCCGCCAUUGACCAGAAGAGGGAUUCCCUGAGACAGAAGGUCUGGUUGGAGGCCCUGAAGGCUGGAGCAUCAGCCACCAUCCCUUUCAUGGGCUUGAUCAGUGAUAAUGAUGUGGAGAAGCUGGAGGAGACCUUAACCCUCUACAGGUCUUACUUUGGGCUGGAUGAUGCAUCCCUGGAAACCAUGGCCAAGGACUUUAACAUGUCAUUGGAGAAACUCAAGGCAUACCUUAGUUCUCCCCACUUGCUAUCAAUUGAAAAGGAUGAUGAAUCGUUAGGAGAAAAACUGUUAAGGUAUGUGGAAAAAUUCUGCUCUGUUAAUGGAGGACUCAUUGCCACUGGUCUUUACUUUAGGAAGAUUUUCUACUUGCAAAACUAUUUCCUUGAGACUGUGGUGAGUGACGCAAAAGUUUUUUUUAAAAAAGAAGAGAUUUUUAAGGACCUUGUGGGCUCUGGGCAAACCUAUCCACUUCAUAAUGUAGGGAAUGAAAAUGGGAAAAGUGAGGCAGCCAGCUCCUGAAUUAUUCUCAGUGUUGGUAUGGCAUUGGUGCCUAGAAAAUUGAGUUAGGACUUCCCUUGAAACAAUACUGACCCACUGCCCUCAAGGUGUUUCACAGACAUUUCCAUAAUUCACUCUUGAACAAACCAUGAAUUUAAUGACUGUUACUUAACAGUGAAAGCAAUCAGCUCUAAAGAAUCCUUUGAUAUGAUCCUUCCUAGGAAAAUAAAGGACAAGAAUCGAGUUUUCUGCUCAUGGGAGAGAAUAACACUUUGUGUCAUUGUUACUGUAUAGCCAGCACUGGUCUUUCUACUGACAUAGUAGUAAAAAAAUCUACUGUUUACACAGUAGAUCCUCAAAACUGAUUUUUAAAUAAAUGGAUACAUAGUCUA